AUGGCAACAGCUACAUACCCACCACCACCGCCGUUUUACAGAUUGUACAAAGAUUAUACUGAAAACCCUGAAUCAGCUCCAGAACCUCCUCCUCCUAUUGAAGGCACUUAUGUGUGUUAUGGUAGCAAUUACACUACUGAUGAUGUGCUUCCAAGCUUAGAAGAGCAAGGAGUGCGACAAUUGUACCCGAAAGGACCAAAUCUUGAUUUCAAGAAAGAACUAAGGUCACUUAAUAGAGAAUUGCAGCUUCACAUUUUGGAGCUUGCUGAUGUUCUUGUUGAGAGACCAUCACAAUAUGCUAGGAGAGUGGAAGACAUAUCCCUUAUAUUCAAGAAUUUGCAUCACCUUCUCAAUUCAUUGCGUCCCCAUCAGGCUAGGGCCACAUUAAUUCACAUUCUAGAGCUUCAGAUACAACGACGUAAACAAGCAGUGGAGGAUAUUAAGAGGAGGAGAGAAGAGGCGCAGAAACUUCUCAAGGAGGCUCUUGGAACCUUAGAGGGACAGUAG
Messenger RNA from Dovyalis caffra, 507 nucleotides. The record is from the annotation of a GenBank genome assembly. Lineage: Eukaryota; Viridiplantae; Streptophyta; Magnoliopsida; Malpighiales; Salicaceae.